Messenger RNA from Cucurbita moschata (crookneck pumpkin), 712 nucleotides. RefSeq lists its product as uncharacterized. The record is from RefSeq and is a predicted model, not a curated record. The transcript has 3 exons. Lineage: Eukaryota; Viridiplantae; Streptophyta; Magnoliopsida; Cucurbitales; Cucurbitaceae. The coding region runs from base 58 to 609 and encodes 183 amino acids.
GAUGCCAAAACCCUAACCCUUGGAUUACUCAGAAACAGCCAAAAGAAAAACGCAGCUAUGUCAGGAAAGCAGCUAGAUCAAUGGGGGAAUGGGUACCAAAGUUACGACGAUGAUUUGGACGACUACUCGUACAGUCCUCCAUUGCAAGGGAAUGUACAAGUGGCAAGAAUAGGAUAUGUGGGUGUUGUUAGUGCAGAAGUCAAACAAGUGAGCAGCUAUGAACAAAGUUGGAGGACUCACGAUCGCAACAGGCAAACUGGAAGCUAUACGACCGCUUCAACAAAGGAGGUUGCUUCUCGUGGUGAAACAUUCAAGGAGAGGUCAAGUGGGAGAGUUGGGUCGAAGGAUGAGUUCAAAACCACCUCCACUUACAGGGUUGGUGACCGAAGUGGAUAUACCGAGUAUCAGCGUCAAGAGAGGUUCCGGCGUGUUGAUUUUGGCAGCGGCGGCAGCAGCAGCAACAGCAUAAGAGUAGAAUUUGGUAGCUGGAACUUGGGUUUGUGGUGUCCCUUUUGUGCAGACUUGCGCUUUGAUAUGCUGUUUUCUGCCGUAGAAAAUAAGAUGGAAGAGAGAGGCUUUUGUUGUUUUUUGGUGUUUGUAAUGCUCUGAUAGGUUUAGAGAGCUGAAUUGAAUUUCAGGUAUGUUGAUCAUCUGUUUGAAUAUUAGUGUCAAAACUAAUCGUCUUUUUUAAGGGUAAUUUGUUCGUACAUUU